Messenger RNA from Cynocephalus volans (Philippine flying lemur), 1512 nucleotides. RefSeq names its product macrophage receptor with collagenous structure (gene MARCO). Lineage: Eukaryota; Metazoa; Chordata; Mammalia; Dermoptera; Cynocephalidae. The coding region runs from base 1 to 1512 and encodes 503 amino acids. Gene Ontology annotation, cellular component: membrane. The transcript is spliced from 16 exons. Gene Ontology annotation, molecular function: extracellular matrix structural constituent conferring tensile strength. Gene Ontology annotation, biological process: extracellular matrix organization. The record is from RefSeq and is a predicted model, not a curated record.
AUGACGCUGGUAAACGGUGGUGCAGAGCAGGUGCUCAACUUAUGGGAGCAGUGGGAACCGCAGGCCUUCUGCAGCCUGGGCCCACACUUUGAUCCAAAGCCCAAGAAGAGAAAUAGGGUGAACUUCUGCUUGGCUGUAGUGGUCAUCUACCUGAUUCUGCUCACCAUGGGCACCGGGCUGCUGGUGGUCCAAGUUCUGAAUCUGCAGGAGCAGCUCCAGGCCCUGAAGAGGUACUUUCCCAAUGGAACGCUGGCCACUGAGGACAGCUCACCCUUCUCCUUGCUGCAGUCAGCAAAACUCGGAGAACAGCCGGCUCGGGGUGCACCAGGGCUGCAAGUCCUGCAGGCCCAGCUCAGCCAGGUCCAUGCCAGCCAGGAGCACCUGCUGCAGUGGGUGGACAACUUCACUCAGAACCCAGAGCUGUUCGGGAUCAAAGGUGAACGAGGUGCCCCAGGUCUUCCAGGUCAAAAGGGGGCUGAGGGCAUACCUGGCACCCCUGGACUGCCAGGGCCACCUGCUGAGAAGGGAGACAGGGGCGCCGCAGGACGUGACGGAGCCACAGGCCCCCCAGGACCCCAAGGCCCACCAGGAACCAAGGGAGAGGCAGGCCUCCGAGGACCCAAGGGCGAGCCAGGAAAGCAAGGAGUGGCAGGCACCCCAGGGCCCCAAGGAGAGAAGGGCAGCAAAGGCGAGGGGGGUCUCACUGGCCUGAAAGGGGAAGCUGGAGCUAAGGGAGACAAGGGAGACCUGGGCCCCCCAGGAAGCAAAGGGGACAUGGGCAUCAAAGGAGACACAGGGGUCAUGGGCCCUCCUGGAGCCCAGGGGAGUAAAGGUGACUCUGGGAAGCCAGGCCCACCAGGUUUGGCUGGAUCUCCUGGAGCCAAAGGAGAUCAAGGACAACCUGGAGCACAGGGUGUUCAAGGUCUUCCCGGCAUUGUGGGACCCCCAGGUGUCAAAGGUGAACCUGGCCAUGCUGGCUCUGCUGGGCUAACAGGACCACCAGGGAGACCCGGGAUUCCAGGAGCCACAGGCCAGAAAGGAAGCAAGGGAGACACAGGACUUCAAGGACAGAAAGGAACAAAAGGAGAAUCAGGAGUUCCAGGCCCUGCAGGUUUGAAGGGAGAAAAGGGAAGCCCAGGGCUGGCAGGCCCCAAGGGAGCACCUGGACCAGCUGGCCAAAAGGGAGACCCUGGAGUGAAAGGUGAGCCCCUAGCACGCGUCAGGAUCAUUGGCAGCAGUUAUCGAGGCCGGGCUGAAGUUUACUAUAAUGGUGUCUGGGGGACCAUUUGUGAUGACAGCUGGGACGAUUCCGAUGCCACUGUCUUCUGCCGCAUGUUGGGUUACUCCAGAGGAAGGGCCAUUUUCACAGUACAAGCUGGCACUGGGACCAUCUGGCUGGAUGAUGUUGAAUGUAGAGGAACAGAACAGACACUGUGGAACUGCAGAAAGAGUGACUGGGGCUCCCACAACUGCAAGCACAGUGAGGAUGCAGGCGUGGAGUGCAGCCAGUGA